ACACACACACUGGCUGCCAUUCCUAAGGCUUCUUAGUCACACCGGAGCUGUUAAUAUUGGAAAUGAUGACGUGUGUGGAAAGAUUCUGACUUAGUUCACUUUACAGACACAAAUCGAGCUUAUUCAGUCAUUUCUGUGGCACCUUAGUGUGUAAUUUCCAACCAGUUUUAGAUAAAUGUCGGGGUGUUUGGGCCCCUGAGGACCUCUAGUGGAUCGCUGGCAGAAACUUGAAGGAAGCUCAUUUGCUGUAAGUCUUGAAGGCGGCGGCGGCAGGAAUCUCCUUCAGCUCCCCGCGCUGUGCGCCAUGAGUCCGGACAUGAAGGCUCUGCUGACCCCCUAAUGACCAUCAGAACAUAAGGAUGUAUCCAGGCACUGGCAAGCCACCAGUGGCGCCCAAGCCGAAGCUGCAGAUGCCAGGAUUGUCGCCUGUACCCCUCAUAAAAGAUGCUCUCUUGCCUCCUCCCUCACAGAGGAAGGUUAAACCUGCCGUAGCCCCCAAACCUAAAUUCUGCGCCCCUCACACUGCUCUGGAAUCCAAGCCAGCCAUUUCAACAAGCUUGCACAAGACACCUGCAUUAAGAACGAAUGUGACUUUGGGUCUUCUGAACCCACAGAAUGGAAUAAAAGAUGGGGACAAAAACCCAGAUUGGGAUGAUAUCCUUCCAAUUUGCCUGUAUUGUGAGGGGAGCUGCUCUUGUACAGAAAAGGCAGGAAAAACAGGAGAAGACUACAAAGUAUUGCAGAGAAACAAGGCAGUGGAAGGAGAACAGGGUAAACAACAAAAUAUAAUUUCCAACAACCAGAUUUAUGCUACCACCACCCAUAAAGCUUUUAAUAAGAGAGAUACCUCCAGUCCUAACGGGACUAAAAAGCAGACAGAUGGAAGAGCGUUACUUGUGAGUAUGCUUGAAGCAACGCAGGUCAAUGGUACAGCAAAGGCAACUGAUGGUAGAGGGCCCCAGCCCACACCCAUGUCAGUAACCCCGACAAAGCCUUUCCCUGUCCCACGGAAACCCAGAACAGCUGCUCCGGUCCACCAGGAAAAAGCGGUGGGGGUGAGGCAAAACACAGCAGUGGAGAAAGAGAGGGAAGUAAAUGCUAAAGAGAGGAAGAUGCCAUCAGACGGAAAGGGUGGCUCAUCCCUUUCUGUCAGUGCACCUGAGCGAGGAAACAAGCAGCAGACCCAGCCUGCCCCUCCGCCUAGAAAAAAGCCUUUUCUGUCUGAACCUAAAAAAGAUCUCAGCUCUGCUCCUCAGACCAAAGAGGAGCCGGGGGAAGAUACCAGCUUCUACGACAUGGAGGUUUCUGUUGACAAGGAGGACAAUGGAAUAUUUCAGGAAGGAGCAAUUCAGGAGGUGGGUGGCUUCCUGCUGGGGAGUUUGCGCCGUCGACCUGUCAGGACACAGACUGCAGAUGAGUUGGUUAAAGAAUCUCCAAAGAAGCCUCUGCGGCCACUACUUCCAAGAAAGAAAUCUUUAAGAGAGGAACACGCGGAAAAACCAACAGCCCAUCAGACAAAGCCAGUCGGCCCUAAUCAUGAUGGUGUCUCCAACAAAGGAACAAAAGAGCUGCAUCCUCCAAACACUAAAACAUCCGAAAACCUGAAGUUUUCCCAUCUCAGCCUGACGAAAUCCAAAGCAAAGUCGUUCUCUGCUGCGGACAUGAGUCGCUCUGAAGGUCAGAAGAGGAGCUCUUUCCGAAAGUUACUAGACUCUAAGCUCGUCCUGCAGAUCGUACCAAGGCCUUUGUUGACAGUAGAUCAAGACACAACCCACACUGUCAAUAAUUCAGGUCAAAGUUAUCGCCAGCAGCAUUUGCAGAGGAAACUUUCCUUUCCUCAAAAUGGAGUCGAGCAGAAUGUGGAUGGAGACCAGUCUUCAGACUCUGAAAAAGACCUCUACUACGACACAAUAGAUCCCUAUGAAUCUUACUAUGAAUCAAACUACAUGAACGUGCCUGUGAAGUCGGGACAGGUUCUUCCAGGCUCCUAUUCGCACAACCGGUGGAACGAUGACGAUGAUGAAGAAGGAAUUUACGAGAUGGAGGAUCCAUUCACCUCCCUGAUGGAGAACGCACAUGCAAAACACAACAGAAUCGACGAGGAGCAGGCUUUCCAAAAUGAGAUCUUCUCGGAUUUUGAAGCCGAAGCAAAUUCCUCUGAAGAGGACGAGGGUGACAACAGUUCCACCUCAAGUAAAGGCGACCCUGAGCUUGUAGAGGCACAGAGUGAAAGGACAAAAAACAAGAUCCAGUACAUCGCCAAAGAAAUCAUGACCUCGGAGAGUGUGUUUGUUGAUGUCCUGAAACUGCUUCAUGUGGACUUCCGUGAAUCAGUGAAUAAAGCAUCUAGUUACCACGGGAAACCCAUCAUUGAGGAACGACUACUCAACCAGAUCCUCUACUACCUUCCGCAGCUGUAUGAACUUAACCAGGACCUGCUCAAGGAGCUGAAGCAAAGAGUGGACAACUGGAAUGAUACUUCCCAGAUAGCAGACAUUUUCCUGAAAAAGGGGCCCUAUCUGAAGAUGUACUCCACAUACAUCCGUGAGUUCGACAAGAAUGUGGCUCUACUGGAAGAGCAGAGUAGAAAGAAUCUGGCAUUUGGCGCGGUUGUCAAAGAAUUUGAGAAAAGUCCUCGGUGUGCCAACUUGGCUCUGAAGCACUACCUGCUGAAGCCUGUUCAGAGGAUUCCUCAGUAUCAGCUGCUGCUCACAGACUACCUGAAAAACCUCUCUGAAGGAACAGAUGGCUACGAAGAAACCAAAGCUGCCCUUUCUUUGGUGAAAGAGGUUGCAAAUCAUGCAAAUGAUAUCAUGAAACAUGGGGAUAACUUCCAGAAACUGAUUGAUGUGCAGCAUCGUCUAAAUGGCAAUCAUCAGAUAAUUCAGCCUGGAAGGAUCUUCUUUAAAGAGGGAAUCCUGAUGAAGCUGUCCAGGAAAGUCAUGCAGCCCAGGAUGUUCUUCCUGUUUAAUGACAUUUUGCUGUACACCAAACCAGUUCAGACUGGCCAGUACAAGCUGAAAAACAUGCUGUCUCUGGCUGGGAUGAAGGUGAGCAAACCAAAUCAGGAGGCCUAUCAGAAUGAACUCAACAUAGAGAGUGUGGAGCGCUCCUUUAUUCUUUCUGCGAGUUCGGCAACAGAGAGAGAUGACUGGCUCAAUUCAAUCUCAGCAGCAAUUAAUGACUUCACUAAAAAGAAAAUUACCUUUUUAUCUGGAAAUCCUGCAAAUGAGGCAGACCUGACAGACGGCACUCCUUUGGGAUCCAAAGCCCCCAUUUGGAUCCCUGAUCCGCGCACCACCAUGUGCAUGAUUUGCACGUCUGAGUUUACCCUGACAUGGAGACGACAUCACUGCCGGGCGUGUGGAAAGGUGAUAUGCCAGGGUUGCUCCUCCAACAAACACUACCUUCAAUAUAUGAAAAAGUCAGAUCGAGUCUGUGACCUCUGUUUCCAAACUCUACGCCAACAAAAAUGUGAAUUGGACAAUACUAUGUCCCUGUCUCCUGGACUCAAAUCUACCAUGGCGUUUUCAAAGAGGCAGAAGAAGAUAAAGCCUGCAGCUCUUAAAGAGGUGUCAGCAAGCACGGAAAACUCUUCCAUGAGCGGAUAUCUGUAUAGGUCAAAGCACAAAAAAAAGCAGGGGAAGAGACUGUGGUUUGUCAUCAAAGAUAAGGUCCUUUACACAUACGCUGCAAGUGAGGAUGUUGCAGCCAUGGAGAGUCAGCCUCUGUUGGGAUUUGUGCUGAAAUUGGAUUCUGCAGAGCAGUUGCAGUUUAGACUCUUUCAUAAAAACACCCUCUAUUACAAUUUUAAAGCUGAUGAUGUCCAGACAGCUCAAAGAUGGAUUGCCUCUUUCAAAGAAGCCACCAUCCUGUGAGAGAUGUGUGCAGCUGCCUGUGAUGCUUGCUUUAUCCAUACCUGACCUGGAUUUCCUAAAAAACAAAACUUUCAGUUGAUUUGAAUUUAAAAAACACUUAAGCAAUUGCAUUCUCUUGUACUGUAAUUAUAAGCUUUAUGUGACAAAGGUGAGCCAUGUGAGGUGUAGUCCUUUCUAGUUAGUGUUUUAACCCCUCAAAAUAAGUAGAUACUAUGAAGUAAUCUGAAGUUAGUUCAACUUUUAUGCUUUUUUCCCCCCACUAUUUUUAUUGGGUCUUUUUGCACCUCAGAUUUUCAUUGUGCCUAGUUUCAUCAAAUUUGCUGAUCAAUGUUGAUUGUUGAAGAAUUUGUGAAAAUCCCUGAGGUAACAUGGAUUAUAAAAUGUAGCUUCAGUUUUGUUGGUUAAAGCCAAAUUUUGUACAGAUUUUGUUCUUUUUCUUUUGUUUUUGCUACAGUAAAUGCAUCAUGUUUUCUGCAAACUUCUCUUGUUUAUUAGUCUUUGAAAUGGUUCAAAAUGUAUGUUGUGUAUGUUAUGACUAAAAAUGAAGGCUUUGUACUCAAAUUGUGCAAAUACAUACUUUAGUUUUACCUUUUUGCACUUAAAAAAAGAAAAUGUUUUUUGGAGCAAGAAAUAUGAAAAGGUAAAAUAGGAAUAAAUAAUAAUAAUUUGA
Messenger RNA from Oryzias latipes (Japanese medaka), 4548 nucleotides. Its product is annotated as FYVE, RhoGEF and PH domain-containing protein 6. Gene Ontology annotation, cellular component: cytoplasm. The record is from RefSeq and is a predicted model, not a curated record. Gene Ontology annotation, molecular function: guanyl-nucleotide exchange factor activity; metal ion binding. Lineage: Eukaryota; Metazoa; Chordata; Actinopteri; Beloniformes; Adrianichthyidae.